UAACGAGAAAGAGUGAAAGAUCCAAUUUCCCCGAAGCCCCACAUCAGUCCGCUGGGUUGUGCUGCCCCCGUGUGGAGCAGGUCGGCGUUACACCCAGCGCGCCGGUCGCGUUGAACCGGUUCACUCCGCUAUGGACUCACUGACCCCGGCAGCCUCGCUGAGCUGCAGGCUGCCCGUGGGCAACACCAGGUGCCGCGGACAAUCGCGCGUUUUGACGCGUUCGGUCCUCUCUCUCCUUCAAAACACUGCCCUGUCCAUUCCACGCCGAACCAGCACACCCGAACCCACCCCGGCUUCUGAAGCCUCCCGCACGAACAGCGAGUCUGGAUUAUGGCAUCUCUGUCGCUUUAACGCUCCAGACGGAGCGCCCCAUAUGAUUUUGGAGCUCCAAUCACCACUUGCCCUCCGCCAAAGGCAGCCGCCGAUCACUCUGCAUGCAAACAUGGCGAGAAAGAACCGCCGUCCGAAUCAAAGGACGCCGUUUAAAUACAAAGAGUAGCCUUUCUGUUGUGGUGGACGGGAGCCGUCCGAGCGCUGAGGAGGGGAAACCAAACGGAGCUCCUGGGAAGCAGCAAACGCCUCCGGAUCGCAAUGCUGAUAGUGGAGAAGACUGCUGACCUCCCGUCUGUGGAGUACUCUGUGGUGGAGGAUGUGGCCCUUCACUGCACCUUCCUGAUGGACCGUCUGAACGAGCAGCGCCUGCUGCAGCCAGAUCUGUGCGACGUGGACAUCGUGCUGCUGCGCCACAAGGCCACCUUCCAGGCCCACAAGGGCGUGCUGGCGGCCUAUAGUCCCUUCUUCCACUCGCUCUUCGCCUCCAGUAAGGAACUGCAGCGUGUGGAGCUGUCGCUGGAGGCGCUCCAGCCACAGGGCCUGCUGCAGGUCCUCAACUUCAUCUACACCUCCAAGCUGCUGGUGAACAGUGGGAACGCACAGGAUGUGCUCCGUGCUGCCACCGUGCUGCAGAUGAGCAACAUCGCUUCGUCCUGCCGUGAGCUCAUCUCCCGUGGCUCGCUGCACGCCCGGCCUACUCCGACAGAUCUACCUAGGCACCAGGACACUCAUGACAAGCCCUGGAGCAACGGCAACAGUGGCAAUGGAGGCAGCAGCUCGGCAGGCUCUGCUGGCCUAGGCUCCAGCUUCUAUGUGGAAAUCAAAGAGGAGCAGGACCUGUCAAGCGCCAAGAUCUUUGCAGGGAAAGGCGAGAGGAGUCCAUAUGCUGUUCACAUCGGAGAUGGACAGGUGGGACAGCCAUGUAAGGUGGAGGAAAAACUGGAGAUGGCAAGAGAUUCGGAUGACCUCACAACGUACAACAGAGAGCAGAUCAUUGUGGAGCUGAAUCUGAACAACCAGACCCUCAAUGUGUCCAAAGGUCUGGAAGGGGGCAGCACUUCCCCCACUGUAACUCCUGGCUUUGAGACAGAGGAGAAGGACAACGGAGAUUCAGAGGAAGAUGACCAAAGCGAAGGUGACGAGGAGGCACCUGGAGGUACCAGCGAAGAAGAAGCAGCUGAGGUGGGACAUCGUGACCUCAACCUGCCUGAGUUCCUCCCUCAGAGACCGCGCAGACAGACCAGGACCUCGGUGGACACUAUGGCGACGGUUACUAUGAGAACGAGCAUGAGAGUGAGGCGGGGCGGUGGCGGGAAUAGGCGUGGUGAGGAGGAGGAGGAAGAUGAGGGUCUGGGGCAGGACGCACAAAUGGAGGAGAGGCGGAGCUUCCCAUGCAUGAGGUGCCCGCGGGUCUUUACCAAUGGCUGGGACAUGGAAAAGCACAUGAGCAUUGCACACAGCCACAUGCAGGUGUGCGACAAGUGUGGCAAGCGCUUCCUCCUGGAGAGCGAGCUGAUGCUGCAUCAGCAGACUGACUGUGAGAAGAACAUACAGUGUCUUGCGUGUGGCAAAGACUUCAAGAAGCUGUGGUCCCUGCAUGAGCACAAUAAAAUUGUCCAUGGCUACGCUGAAAAAAAGUUUACUUGUGAGAUUUGCGAGAAGAAGUUCUUCACCAUGGCACACGUUCGCAAACACAUGAUAGCUCACACAAAAGAGAUGCCGUUCACCUGCGAGACCUGUGGCAAGUCCUUCAAACGAAGCAUGUCUUUGAAAGUUCAUUUUCUCCAACAUUCAGGAGAGAAGCCCUUCAGAUGUGAGAAUUGCAAUGAGCGUUUUCAGUACAAGUACCAGCUACGAUCUCAUAUGAGUAUCCACAUCGGACACAAGCAGUUCAUGUGUCAGUGGUGCGGCAAGGACUUUAACAUGAAGCAGUACUUUGAUGAGCACAUGAAAACCCACACAGGAGAGAAGCCGUACAUAUGUGAGAUCUGUGGGAAGAGCUUCACCAGUCGACCCAACAUGAAGCGACACAGGCGCACUCACACCGGAGAGAAGCCGUACCCGUGCGAGACGUGCGGCCAGCGCUUCCGCUUCUCCAACAUGCUCAAAGCCCACCGAGAGAAAUGCUUUUCGGUCAACAACCUGCCAGCCUCUGAGGCCCCUCCCACUGAGUAUGACUCCGCCCCCAUCACCAGUCAAGUUGCAGCCAGUCAGGUCACUUCAUUUCAGACGGGUAAAGACACUGGCCUACCUGCUCACCCGGCAGCAGCAGUGCCGCAGUACCCCUCACACCUGCUUCCUCUGCCGCCUCUGUUCCCCAACGCAAGGACCGACUCUAGCGAGGCCUAGCUAAGGUUCUGUGUUCCCAUCAGGCUACAGGUACUCAUUGUGUAACAUGUUAGGCUUUUCUAUGUGUGUGUAUUAGGGAUGGGCAUUUUCAAUAUUAAUCAAUAACAGAAUAGUAAUGUGAUUGGCAUUCAAGUGGACAUCUUUACAGCACACCCACAAACACAAAUACCCUAUAUGAAGCAUAAAAAUUAUUCAGCAGUUGACCUAUCAAUGCCCCGCCCACAAGAGCAUUUAGGAGUGCAUAGCUACUUCAGUGAUGUUGAAGCUCGACAGAAUGUUGACAAAAGCCCAUUAAACCUAAUUAAGCAUUUUAACACACAACUGAUUUCAUCAAAAUACUUAUAAUUGGAAUGUUUUGUUACUUACAAAUAAUGCGCAUGCAAGAAAAUAUCUUUUGGAAAUGAAUAAUGCACAUUAUUAGCAGGUUGGAACCCACAGAGAACUUGAGAGCUUGUAUUUAAAACUCUGAAGUAUUGUACUCUUGUUCAAUUGUUAAGUUUUAGAUGGAAACAGAAGGGUUAAAUAAGAAUGGAACAUUUUUAGAAGCUUCAGAUGUCUGUGUUUAAUCUGGAACUACCUUUUUUUUCAGAUUUUCCAACCCAGUUGCGUUCUGGUGCCAAAUAUUCUUCCGUUCCACCUUAAACACUGCAGCAGUUACAUUCUGGUGCCUAAAUGUGGUUCACUGUAAAGGUGGAAUGGAAAACUUCAGCCUCAUCAGAAAGUGUUCAUGUCAAUCACCAUUAUUUUAAAUAUAUGUCCUGAAUUGAAGGCCUAGCUUUAAUAUUCAAGGUUCGCCCCUGCUAUUCAGAUGUUUCAAGCUGUGUGUUACAGAUCCUCGUUAGGGUAAAUGAGAUUUUUGUUAACAUGCUGUAAAGCUUGUCCAAUCUUGUAACAGUGGCUAUAAAAGAACUCUUUUGUGGGCGGAGCAGCUAUUGAUCAAUGAGUAAAUAAAUAACCACAGUGCAAAAAUAUUAAAUGUUGGGUCGGUCAACUUACUGUUUAGCUUUUUUUUUCUUUUUCUCAGUCAAAAGUUCUACUUUUGUGGAUCUCAGUUCAGUCAAGAAAAUUAAAUUGAGCUUUCUCAGAGAAAAAAACAGAGACCAGUGGGAUUGUUACUCAGUUCCUCUGCCAGCGUAAUCAUUGCUAAUUUCCAUCCACAGGCUAUGACUCCCCUUUAUCCUAGGUGGGUGUGGUGUGCGUUGGGGAGGUCUAGGUGGGCUUGGAGGACUUCCAAUUCUCAAACUUCUGACUGUAGAGGACUGAGAGCCUGUCCACACAUAUAGGAAUAUUCUAUGCAUUUUGGCCUCACGUCCGCAAUAACACAGCAUUUUAGGUGACUCGAAAUCCUGCCAGAAUGGAGAUUUUUGAGACCUCUGAUUUCUGUGUUUUCAUGUGGGAGAAGAUUUUUUUUGAGAACGGAGAAAAAGAAUAUACAUUUUCAUAAAUAUCCAGACAUAUUGUGUGGACAGAGGCUGAGACAUUAUCAGGAUUCAAAUCUCUUGAUGACUAGGCAGCUGGACAGCUGCACCACUCAGAGCCCUGAAGAUGCUUACAUUUCUGAGUCCAAAGAAGAAUCUUCUUCUUCUUUCGGCUGCUCCCUUUAGGGAUCGCCACAGCGGAUCAUCUGCCUCCAUCUUGCCCUAUCCACUGCCUCCUCUACUUUUACACCAACCAUCUCCAUGUCCACCUUCACUACAUCCAUAAACCUUCUCUGAGGUCUACCUCUUCUCCUUCUACCCGGCAUCUCCAACAUUCUUUGACCAAUAUAUCCACUAUUCCUCCUCAACACAUGUCCAAACCAUCACAACCUUGCCUCUCUGGCUUUACCUGACACCCGUCUCCACCCACUUUAUCCUACCUGCACCCUCUUCUUCACCUCUUUUCUACACUGUCCAUUGCUCUGGAUGGUUGACCCAAGAUAUUUGAAGUCAUCCACCUUUACGACCUCUA
Pygocentrus nattereri (red-bellied piranha) is the source of this 4632-nucleotide messenger RNA. It is a transcript of the gene zbtb47a, whose product is annotated as zinc finger and BTB domain containing 47a. Gene Ontology annotation, molecular function: RNA polymerase II cis-regulatory region sequence-specific DNA binding; DNA-binding transcription factor activity, RNA polymerase II-specific; protein binding. Gene Ontology annotation, cellular component: nucleus. Bases 592 to 2682 code for a protein of 696 amino acids. The transcript has 7 exons. The record is from RefSeq and is a predicted model, not a curated record. Gene Ontology annotation, biological process: regulation of transcription by RNA polymerase II. NCBI's taxonomy places the organism in Eukaryota, Metazoa, Chordata, Actinopteri, Characiformes, Serrasalmidae.